Messenger RNA from Diatraea saccharalis (sugarcane borer), 596 nucleotides. The record is from the annotation of a GenBank genome assembly. Lineage: Eukaryota; Metazoa; Arthropoda; Insecta; Lepidoptera; Crambidae.
ACAACUCGUUUUACAACAAUUGGAAUAAACGAAAUAAUAAGACGAAAACGCUAAUCGAUUCUUUAAGGAGGUUUUGAUAUUUUGUUAUUAACUUUAGUGAGUGUGGUGUCAUUAAAAUUUCGAUUACGAAGAAUUGGAAAUGCUAAGCGGGAAGAUCAUUCUGUGCGUAGUUUUAUUUGCUGCAUGGCAAAGGGCACAUUCAGCCAGCUUGCCUCUCCUACCGCCGAGAGUGGGUUACGACUAUGAAGUGGUCGAAGAAGGCGUCGAUCCACCAGUGCCCACAGAAUUGAAAGUUCGAGAAGGAGUUCCACCACCUCUUUGCGCGGGAAGAUGUGCGUCCCCGCCAGCUGGCCCAGUGUGUGCAUUGAACGCAGCGGGUACAGCGCGAACAUUUGCAACGCUCUGUGAAUUGGAAGCGGUGUCGUGUCGUGAAAGUACAUAUUACGCGGUCACAAGCCUGGGUGAAUGUUGACAUGAUAGAUAAUGAAGUUACAUCCGAUAACUUCGUCAACUGCAGUUGAAUUGUACUGCUUGCUUAAAGUUCUAUAAACAACUUUCCCUUAAAAUGAUAAAAAAAUUACACUUAAACCAUGUAG